Molecule: messenger RNA, 1837 nt
Organism: Camelina sativa (false flax)
Lineage: Eukaryota; Viridiplantae; Streptophyta; Magnoliopsida; Brassicales; Brassicaceae
Source: RefSeq, a predicted model, not a curated record
CUUAUAGAUAUGAUUUUCACAUAUGUACUAUGCACAAUCUAUUGUCAUUUUAUUAUUUUCUUGUAAGUUUCGCAUAGGAGAUCAUUAUAAGCUUAGAAUACUCAGAACUCAGGAGAAUAGAAGGAUAUAGCAUUUUUUUCUUCUUCCAAUGAAGUACCAAAACAUUACACUUUUAAAAUCGAAACUACCACUCAAACAUCUUAAAUUUGAUCAUAUUGAUAACGUUCUAAACUGAAUUAUCAAGCAAGAAAACAUAUACACAUGGAAACCUUUAUCAAAAAAAAAAAACAUAUACAAUGGAAAGAACAAAGAAAGACGAAUGCUAAAGCACAAAGACUGCUUUACAACAGCACAUAUUGUCGGCAAAGCAUUAAACUGUGAAGAAGAUAAAAUAAAAUCUUCCCCUUGGCAAAAAAUAACAAACAGAAAAACAAAAGUAAAUAAACUAAAACAUUGAAUAAUGGAGAUAAAAUAAAACGCAGCUUAUCAAGAAUCAACACAAGACAAACAUGAUAAAACAAAGUUUUUCCAAUUUAAAGUGAGACAAAAAGUAGUGUUUUAAAAUUCAAUGUUGGAAAAGUGAAGAGUCCCUACACAAGCAUCUUGUGGUUGGAGAGGUAUGGCCAAAUGUCACAAUAAGCACUCAAGGAUUCAUGAAAUUGGAUAAGCUCUCAAGACUCACUUGGAAAAAAAAUAUGAAGAGAAACGCACUUUCUUGAACAAAAGUUAUUAGUCUCCCAUUAUUAAAUUCUCAGUCCCCACUCACUAAUCAGUGAGCAUCUCAUGCUGUAUAUAAGACCACAUUGAAUUCCCCAAAACUUUAAGCAAAAGAACCUGACAAGCUAAGCAAAACAUAAAGAAGAGACUUUGGUCCAAAGCUCAUCAAAGAGUAAAAUAUGUCUGCAAAUGAGUUACCUUCUUCUUCAGCUCAAGCCUUCCAAGAGCAAUCCCUUGGAGGUUUUGUCUCUAGAAAGCUGCUUCUCCACAACCCAUUUGACCACAACACUGAACGAGCCUUUGCGGUUGCACCAUCUACUCUCAAUUCCCAUGAGAACAAUCUCAGUGGGAAUGUCCUGAUGCUUCUAUCAGUCCUCAUCUGCGGCAUCAUCUGUUGCCUCGGGUUACAUUACAUCAUUCGUUGUGCAUUCAGACGUACUUCAAGUUUUAUGAUCUCCGAUCCGAUCUCUGGUUUUUCAACAUCACGAGAUUCAUCAGACAAAGGGAUCAAGAAGAAAGCUCUUAGGAUGUUCCCAGUUGUGAGUUACUCACCUGAGAUGAACUUGCCAGGGCUUGGUGAAGAGUGUGUUAUUUGUUUGUCAGAUUUUGUUUCCGGUGAACAGAUUAGGAUGCUCCCUAAGUGCCACCAUGGGUUCCAUGUUCGUUGCAUUGACAAGUGGCUUCAACAUCAUUUCACUUGUCCCAAAUGCAGACACUGUCUGGUUGAGACAUGCCAAAAGAUCUUAGGUGACUUCAGUCAAGCUGAUCAAGUGGUAGCAGUACCAACAGAGAGCGUUAUCGUCAGGAUUUCUCCUCUAGAACCUGAAGGAAGAGUAAGCACUUUAAGAGAAAGCAGCUAGAUGCCAAGAGAGGCAGAAACCAUCAAAAGUUCAGAAUUUGUGCUUUUUUAGUUAGGUAGGAGAUUUUUAGAUCUGAUCACAAAUCAUGUCUUUAGCCACUUGAGAAAAAAAAGAAAUCACUCAGGAUAACUCAAUUCUUUUAUGUCUUUCGUUUUUGCCUGUAACACAAAGUGUAUACAGAGAGAAUAUAUCUCACGAGUUCAUCAAAGUUCUUUUUGCAAAGAUAUGUUUUACAGUGGAAUGUGAAUUAUGCUUUCUUA